UGCCGCUGAUGAUCGGCUCGUAACACGCGGCUCUUGGAUGCGCAGAUUUAGAUGGAAUCUGCAGAAAGGGUUUUCUAGUUUUUCUCUUAGUUUUUCGUUUCCUUUAAUUAUUCCCUUGGAUAUAACAAACAACCAGAAUGGGUAUUAACCGGGAUCAUAUCCAUAAACGACGCAAGACCGGAGGAAAACGCGCCAUCACCCGCAAGAAGAGGAAGUACGAGUUGGGUCGCCCGGCCGCCAACACCAAGAUUGGAGCCUCCCGUGUCCACACCGUGCGUGUCAUGGGUGGCAACCUUAAAUUCCGAGCUCUUCGUUUGGACCAUGGCAAUUUCUCAUGGGGUUCAGAAAAUUGUACGCGUAAGACGCGUAUUGUAGACGUGGUCUACAAUGCCAGCAACAACGAGUUGGUCCGCACGAAAACCCUCGUCAAGAACGCCAUCGUCGUGAUCGAUGCCACACCUUUCCGUACGUGGUACGAAGCACACUACGGACUUCCCCUCGGCCGGAAGAAGGGAGCGAAACUGUCGGAAGCGGAAGAGAAGAACCUUAAUCGUGAGCGUAAAGGCAAGGCGCUCAAGAAGCUGAAGGAGCGUCAGAUCGGCGGUAAAGUGGAACCGGGAUUGGAUGAUCAGUUUAUGGGUGGUCGUGUGCUUGCGUGUAUAUCUUCUCGACCGGGGCAAGUGGGCCGCGCCGACGGAUACGUUCUUGAAGGAAAAGAGCUUGAAUUCUAUCAGCAAAGCACAGAAGGAAAUUGUUAA
Paramacrobiotus metropolitanus is the source of this 758-nucleotide messenger RNA. Its product is annotated as 40S ribosomal protein S8-like. The record is from RefSeq and is a predicted model, not a curated record. Gene Ontology annotation, molecular function: structural constituent of ribosome. The transcript has 6 exons. Gene Ontology annotation, cellular component: cytosolic small ribosomal subunit; ribosome. Gene Ontology annotation, biological process: maturation of SSU-rRNA from tricistronic rRNA transcript (SSU-rRNA, 5.8S rRNA, LSU-rRNA); translation. The coding region runs from base 138 to 758 and encodes 206 amino acids. Lineage: Eukaryota; Metazoa; Tardigrada; Eutardigrada; Parachela; Macrobiotidae.